Messenger RNA from Manihot esculenta (cassava), 860 nucleotides. RefSeq names its product fra a 1-associated protein. Bases 69 to 662 code for a protein of 197 amino acids. The record is from RefSeq and is a predicted model, not a curated record. Lineage: Eukaryota; Viridiplantae; Streptophyta; Magnoliopsida; Malpighiales; Euphorbiaceae. The transcript is spliced from 2 exons.
GUCUUGCCCAAACAAAAAGCAGAUUGUGGAUUUUGCGAGAAGCCACUACUUGUAACUAGAAACGAGCCAUGGGAUGGGUUUGGAGAGACGACGAGCCAGACGAGCUCAAUUCUUCGUCGCCUGCCGGUGAAACUAGCGAAUAUUGGAAAAGCCCUGAUUCAUCCUCUGGGAAGCCAUGCUCCACAAGGAAGGUGGUGAAGUCUAUGUGCAAGACAGAAGAGGUGGAACCUGGAAAGUUCGUGAGGAAGUGCGAGAAAACUGAGGAGAUUCUCAGAGAGUGCCUUGGAGAGCCUGUCGAGGUGCUGAAGUCCAACAAGGAGUACACUGAAGAUGAUGUCACAGAUGUGAUGGUUAAAGGGUCUUCCUCGGUAGGCCAAUUUGAUAACUCACCAUUUAGCUUCCCGGGUCUUCGAAGUGAUGUUGAAGGCAUUGAGCAUCACUUCCUCGAUGGCAUCAAUCGAUUUUUUGAAGCAGCUGAACAGAUGAGGAGUAGCUUUUUCGAUGUUUUUGGGGACUUGCAUAAGGACAAGCCAUCGUCCUCACCAUCUAUGAGACGAGGGAUACCUGUUGAAGACUAUCCUAAAAAAGGUGAUCCUUCUCCUAAGCAAAGGAAGCCUGACGCAGGUGAUAUUGAUCUUUCUGGUUUGGCCAGAGACGUUUGAAUUAGUUUGCUGAUAAAUUGCCUUGGUGUAGUAGAUUUUUUUUUUCGUUAUUUCCAUCCUUUUUAAAUGACUUGUUAAAAUAUAAAGUCGGUACUUGAAUGUGGACUUGCAAAUUUGAUUCUCAUACCUAAGUUGAGAUUAAGGAUGAUUACAAUUCGUUUAAACUUAACAGAAAUAUAAACAUUGAUUAGCUGGUUA